This is a messenger RNA of Sceloporus undulatus (fence lizard), 3902 nucleotides long. RefSeq lists its product as uncharacterized. NCBI's taxonomy places the organism in Eukaryota, Metazoa, Chordata, Lepidosauria, Squamata, Phrynosomatidae. Gene Ontology annotation, biological process: regulation of transcription by RNA polymerase II. Gene Ontology annotation, molecular function: DNA-binding transcription factor activity, RNA polymerase II-specific; RNA polymerase II cis-regulatory region sequence-specific DNA binding. The record is from RefSeq and is a predicted model, not a curated record. Bases 96 to 3392 code for a protein of 1098 amino acids. The transcript is spliced from 8 exons.
UAGAGCUUCAGCUGCAUUGUCAGUUAAGAAGAAGAAGAAGAAGAACUACAGAGGAGGAUUCGUUCCUUUUAGCACUGGGAAAACAAAACUCAAAAAUGGAUGAGCAAGACUCAUUUGGACCAGAAAGAGGAAGAGACCCUGAUGUCAGUAUGGGAAACAGUGGCCGACUCUGGGAAGAGUUAGUGGAGAAGAUCCUGGCUGGAUCCAUUCCAGGUUUAGAUGUGCAGCGUUUCAGACAGCUCCACUACCAGGAGGCUGAAGGACCCCGAGAGGUUUGCAAGAAGCUGCAUGGUCUUUGCCGUCAGUGGCUGAAACCGGAGCAGCACACAAAAACCCAGAUCUUGGACCUGGUGAUCCUGGAGCAGUUCUUGGCCAUCCUUCCCUUGGAAAUGUCCAGCUGGCUGAGAGAGUGUGGAGCGGAGACCAGCUCCCAGGCGGUGGCCCUGGCCGAGGGCUUCCUCCUGAGUCAGGCGGAGGAGAAGAGGGAGGAGGAACAGCGGCAGGUCAAGGAUUUGUGUGCAGACCUGGGUCCUGCUUUCCCUGCAGCCUCAGCUCAGCUUGACAUAGCCUCAGAGGAAACGCGUGUCACCUUGCAGGGGGCUGGAAUGGCCUUGACCAUAAGUCCUCAGUCAUCUCCUCCACUUUGUGAUGGAGUAGAAGCAGAUCAGGGCCUGGUGACCUUUGAAGAGGUGGCGGUGUAUUUCACCAAGGACGAAUGGGCAAUGCUGAAUCUUGGCCAGAGAGCCUUGCACAGAGAAAUCAUGAUAGAGACCUUUAGGAUUGUGGCCUUUCUUGACCACGCUAGACAACAAAGACUCCAGGCAGAGGCAAGACCAUAUAAAUGUUUGGAAUGUCAGAAGACCUUCAGGCAGCACAGAGACCUUAUCAGACAUCAGCGAAUUCACACUGGGGAGAAACCCUAUCAAUGCUUGGAGUGUGGAAAAAGCUUCAGUCAAAAGGGAAACCAUAAUUAUCAUCAAAGAACUCACACAGGGGAGAAACCCUAUAAAUGCCUGGAGUGUGGUAAGAGUUUCCGGGGAAAGAAAGAUCUUGCUAAACAUCAGAGCAUUCACACCGGGGAACGACCAUACCCAUGCUUGGACUGUGGAAAGAGUUUCAUUCGGAAUACAGACCUCACUAAACAUCAGAGAAUUCACACAGGGGAAAAACCUUAUACGUGCUUGGAGUGUGGGAGCAACUUUAGUGAAAAGAGAAAACUUCUCUCCCAUCAGACUGUUCACACUGGCGAGAAACCCUUUAAAUGUUUGGAGUGUGGAAAGAGCUUCAGUCAGAAAUCAAGUGUCAGUUGCCAUCAGCGGAUUCACACAGGGGAGAAACCGUACACGUGCUUAGAGUGUGGGAACAGCUUCAACAAGAAGUCAGUUCUUACUUCUCAUCAAAGAAUUCACACAGGGGAGAAACCAUAUAAAUGCCUGGAGUGUGGAAGGGAUUUCAGUCAGAGAGGAAAUCUCAGUGACCAUAAAAGAACUCACACAGGAGAGAAACCAUUCAAAUGUCUGGAGUGCGGACAGAGCUUCAGCGGGAAGCGAAAUCUGAUUAAACAUCAAACGAUUCACACUGGAGUAAAACCAUACCAUUGUUUGGAGUGUGGAAAAAGCUUUAGUUAUAAGUCAGCUCUUACUAGACAUGAAAAAAAGACACACAAGGGACACAAGUUAACUUUCUCCAUGAGAAAGGAGAUGGCAAGAAAGAUGGAGGAAGAGUGUUCAUCCGCAGAUUCCCAAUUCCGGGCUUCUCUAGAGCAGGGAUUUAAACCGGGGAUGAAAACGGAGAAGAAGGACACAUUGGAUCCCAAAUCAGAGAAGGGACCCAAAGGGUUGAAAAAAGUUCUCCUUGCAAGUGCUGAGGUGGGAUCUGUUGGACAGGAGGCAUUACAACAUGUCUGGGAGGCCCAAUGGCAAGCCUUCCUCAAGGCAAUGGAGUCCCCUCACACUGGCGCCCAGGACCCACAGUUGCCAGAAAUGGCUGUCUCUGGGAGUACAGAGACUUUCCCAUCCCCUUACGAGGGGUCCAAGGAGGACAGAGAUUGGUAUCUGAGUAAUGUCAACAGGGGAGCUGAACUUGCACCUAGCAGGCUGUAUCCAAGACAAAAAGGACCCUCCGGGAAACUGAAAGAACAGAUGGCAGAACCCCUCAGCGCUGAGGUCUUUCGCCGACACUUCAGGCAAUUGCGCUAUUGUGAAGUCGAGGGCCCCAACGUGGCUUGCAUCCGGCUCCGGGAACUUUGCCGUCAGUGGCUGAAGCCAGAGAGGCACACCAAAGAGGAGAUCCUGGAGCUGGUGAUCCUGGAGCAGUUCUUGACCAUCCUGCCCCGGGAGAUCCAGGGCCGGGUGAAGGAGGGAAGCCCUGAGACCUGUGCCCAAGCAGUGGCCCUGGUGGAGGGGUUCCUGCCAGCACAACUGGAGGCUGGUAGUUGGGAAGAGCAGGGUCCCGGACUCUGCCAGGAGAUGCUUGUGAAUUUCCCAAGUGGCGGGAAAGAUGUUUUGGGGAAUAUACAGAAGCACAUCUGGAAUGUGGUGAAGGAGGAGUGUGAAGGAAGUUUGAUAGAUGAACACGGUGUGGAGAAUGAUAAAGCUCACAUGCAGGAAGGCCCAGAGCAAGAAGAUUGUGGGAUAUUACAAGGAAAACUCGCAGAGAAUAAGGUUGUGUACCACAAUCAGGCAGAAGUAUCUUGUGGUUUGCAUGGAACAUGGGGAAAACCCAGAAGCAAUCAGAAGCCAGGAAUGGAUUCAUCAAUUCCUAGCAGAGGGAACCACCAAAAACUGAAUGAACUCUUAGUCAGGGAAGGGCUGGGGAGCCUGAGUAAAUACAAACAGAGUCUGAAUCUCAUGAUCCGCAAGAGACCCCUUGUGGAAGAGAAACCAUUCAAAUGCUCAGACUGUGGGAAGUCCUUCCGAAUGAAGGACAAACUUGUUAGGCAUCACAAAACCCACACAGGGGAGAAGCCUUAUGGAUGUUUAGACUGCGGCAAAUAUUUCAGUACCAAAUAUGGCCUCUUUAGACAUCACAGGAUCCACCGUGGUGAGAAACCGUAUGAAUGCUCAUACUGCGGGAAAUGUUUCCGAAUGAACUACGACCUCAUCAGGCACAACCGAAUCCACACCGGGGAAAGGCCCUUCGAGUGUUCAGACUGUGGGAAGUCUUUCAGCAUGAACUCGGAUCUCAUGAGGCACCGUCGGACUCACACGGGGGAGAGACCAUUCAAAUGUUCAGACUGUGGGAAAACCUUUGGUCUUAAAGGCAGUCUGACUGCCCAUGUCAGGAUCCACAAGGGGCUAAAACCGUUCAGAUGCAACGAGUGCGGGAAGUGUUUCAACCAGAGUUCAAAACUUAAAGCCCACCUGAGGAUUCAUUCAAGAUCCUCACUGUAGGAGUAACACUGGACUCUAGCCAAAACUUCCAGCAUUUUAUGCUGGUGCUAUCAUUAGACUGAAUGAAUUUGUCACUUUGGGCAGCAGUGCUUCAAGCACAGUUUAAGGCCUUCCUGACAUUUCACACAGGAUCCUCCCUGUAGGAGUGUAGAUCUCUGGCCAAACCUUUCACAAUUCAUGCUUGGCAGCAUUUCGUUUUUCCUGCCCAUGUGUAGUAUCCUACAAUUUUCCCUGUUGAACAAAAUGAAUUUCAACAGGGAGAAAUGUAGGAUACUAUAUUUGGGUAGUAAAAAUGAAAUGCACAGGUAUAGGAUGAUUGACACCUAGCUUGAUGGCAGUACAUGCGAAAGGGAUCUAGGAGGCUUAGUGGAACCCAGGCUGAACAUGAAUUAACAAUUUGAUGCAGCAGCUAAAAAAAGCCAGUGUGAUUCUAGACUGCAUCAAUAGGAGUAUAGUGUCUAGAUCAAGGGAAGUAAUAGUGCCACUAUAUUCUGCUUUGGUCAGGCCUCA